Molecule: messenger RNA, 373 nt
Organism: Acaulospora colombiana
Lineage: Eukaryota; Fungi; Glomeromycota; Glomeromycetes; Diversisporales; Acaulosporaceae
Source: the annotation of a GenBank genome assembly
AUACUUUCCUGGUACCGAGAGUGACGAAGAAUCAAAGAAUGAAGCAAUUCAAUUUAGGAAAUCAAUUGACACCCAGCGAAUUCAAAAUACAAUAUCUGAAAUUGAUGACUUAAAGGAAGGUAAAAUUUACGAUUCGAAUAAGAAUAUCAACAAAGAUUUUAAUGAUCAUUAUUACACUCAAGAAGAAGAUGAUGAGAUUUUAAAUUUCAUGGAAUUAGAGGAGGAUGAUGUUAAUAUUGGUCAUAAAGAUUAUAUCAAUCCAGAAGAGGGUUUGAAUAUUGAAUUAGUAUCAAUGAAUACUUCAGAACACAUGAAUAAUCAGAAGUAUAAUAUAGAAGAGGUAUUCGAUUUUGAGAAGUUUAAUGAUGAUUAA